GAAACGGCAGCUGUUACAAAUCCCACCCGAGCAGCAGCCACUUCCAACACACACGCUCACCCGAUUCCCCGCUUCGCCGCCGGCGCUCGCAUCGGUCAAGUCAACUCGACGCCCACACACGCACCGGCCAUGGCCGCGGCGGCGGCGGAGCAGCAGCAGCAGGGCUUCCGCCCGCUCGACGAGGCGUCCCUGGUGGCCUACAUCAAGGCCACGCCCGCCCUCGCCGCGCGCCUCGGCGGCCGCCUCGACGCCCUCACCAUCAAGGAGGUCGGCGACGGCAACCUCAACUUCGUCUACAUCGUCCUCUCCGACGCCGGCUCCCUCGUCAUCAAGCAGGCGCUGCCGUACAUCCGCUUAGUGGGGGAUUCAUGGCCGAUGUCGAGGGAGCGCGCCUAUUUCGAGGCCUCCGCGCUGCAGAAGCACCGCGCCCUCUGCCCGGACCAUGUCCCCGAGGUCUACCACUUCGACCGUGCCAUGUCGCUCAUCGGGAUGCGCUACAUCGAGCCGCCGCACAUCAUCCUCCGCAAGGGCCUCGUCGCCGGCGUCGAGUACCCGCUGCUCGCCGAGCACAUGGCGGAUUACAUGGCCAAGACGCUCUUCUUCACUUCACUUCUCUACAACUCCACCACUGAUCACAAGAAAGGAGUUGCUCAGUAUUGCGAUAAUGUGGAGAUGAGCAGGCUCACAGAACAAGUUGUAUUCUCAGAUCCAUACAGGGUCGCCAAAUACAAUCGCUGCACAUCACCCUUCCUUGAUAAUGAUGCUGCAGCGGUUCGAGAGGAUGCUGAGCUUAAGUUGGAGAUUGCUGAAUUAAAAUCAAUGUUUAUUGAGAGAGCACAAGCUUUUCUUCAUGGAGAUCUCCACACUAGUUCCAUCAUGGUGACACCAGAUUCUACUCAAGUGAUUGAUCCAGAAUUUGCUUUCUAUGGCCCAAUGGGUUACGAUAUUGGGGCCUUCCUGGGGAACUUGAUUUUGGCAUAUUUUUCACAAGAUGGACAUGCUGAUCAAGCAAAUGAUCGUAAGGCUUACAAGAAAUGGAUCUUGAAGACAAUUGAAGAUUCAUGGAAUUUUUUCCACAAGAAGUUUGUCGAAUUAUGGAAUAAACACAAAGAUGGGAAUGGGGAAGCAUACCUGCCCCCUAUAUACAACAGCUCAGAGCUUUUGAGCCUUGUACAGAAGAAGUACAUGACAAGCCUAUUUCAUGACAGUCUUGGAUUUGGUUCAGCAAAAAUGAUCAGGAGAAUUGUUGGAAUUGCUCAUGUUGAGGAUUUUGAGUCGAUUGAGGAUGCCAGCAAGAGAGCUUCGUGUGAGCGACGUGCCCUUAAUUGUGCAAAGGCAAUCCUGAAGGGAAGACGCCAGUUUGAAAGCAUCGAGCAAGUGAUUGUGCAUGUACAAUCGUUUGAUCGGGACUGAUAAGGCUAACCAUCUACACAACCUUUCUGAUUGAGGAGACAAAAGUUUUCAUCUGUUUACCAUCAGCGAUUAUCUGUGCCUAUUAUAAAGCAGAAUUGGCCGGUUAUAUGUGGGCUGGGCAACAACAAUGUAUAUAGCCAAAGUAGUCCAUACAGAUGGACCCACAUAUGUGGGAUUUACCUAUUGUAACCUUCAUACUCCCUCCGUUUCACAAUGUAAGUCAUUCUAGCAUUUUCCACAUUCAUAUUGAUGUCAAUGAAUCUAGACAUAUAUAUCUAUCUAGAUUCAUGGACAUCAAUAUGAAUGUGGGAAAUGCUAGAAUGACUUACAUUGUGAAACGAAGGAUGUAAUAUAUAUAGGUAGUUAGUAGUAUUAGAAGGAGAGAGAAAGCAGAGAUAAAUAAUAUAUUUUAUUCUAUAUAGGCAACUCAUAUGUUUAUGGGUGACUUUUGCUAUUUGCUUGAUAUGGACUAGUUCUACAAUGUUGUUAGGUGGCUGAAUGAAAUAUUGUAUUCUUUAUGGACUAGUUCUACUAUACAUUAUGCAUGCUCAAGUGUGGACGCUCUGCAAGAUUGAUGUUUUUUUUU
Messenger RNA from Oryza sativa Japonica Group (Japanese rice), 1999 nucleotides. RefSeq names its product methylthioribose kinase 2-like. The record is from RefSeq and is a predicted model, not a curated record. Gene Ontology annotation, molecular function: S-methyl-5-thioribose kinase activity. Lineage: Eukaryota; Viridiplantae; Streptophyta; Magnoliopsida; Poales; Poaceae.